This is a messenger RNA of Marchantia polymorpha subsp. ruderalis, 2320 nucleotides long. NCBI's taxonomy places the organism in Eukaryota, Viridiplantae, Streptophyta, Marchantiopsida, Marchantiales, Marchantiaceae. The record is from the annotation of a GenBank genome assembly.
UCGAACUGCAAAGAUAUGCGCUCCCAUGUCGUGAAUCGGAUGUCCAAACGCGGAUGCAACUCUCACGAUUUCCUCAGAGUACGAUGAGUCAAUACUGGAUUGAAUUGUGGGACUGAGAUUGAUCGAAAAUGGUUCUUUCUCACAAGAGAUUGAAGCGCAAGCGCGAUGAGGAAGCAGCUGCCGCAGCGCUUGCGAAUCCCGACGCUGCCGGAUUUGCGAAGGAGGCUCAGUUGAAGAAAGCUCAAAGUGCAGCGCAGAAGAAGAAGGGCAAGAGGCCGAAGCAAGAGAAACCCGCAGAGCCUGUGAAGCCCGUCGCACUAAACGUCGGUGGUUCGGAUGGCGGUGACGGGGCCCGGGAGAUUGAGAGGCCUGUCGCUGAUUUUGUUGGCAUUCUAGGCGAUGGAGAUGGGGGCGUGGAGGUCGAGAAACCCAUCGGUGGGGAGAAUGCUGCGAAGAAUCGGAAAAAGAAGGAGAAGAAGAAGAGAAGGAAAGAAGGUGUUGAUGCUGCUACCGAAGGUGAUGAAGAUCGUCUCUCGUCUGGGAAGAUGAAUGGCGCUCUUGAUCACUCAGAAGCGGAGGCCGAGCCGACGUCUGUGAAUGUGGAGAGAGGGGCACAUGGCGAGAAUGGUUCUGCUGAGCCCCAACUCCCAGAGGCAGAAAAUGGUGGCCCCAAAGGCAUGACUGUUCGUGAGAGGAAGGGAAAGAAGAAGAAAGACCGAUGGGGCGCAGCAGUUGAGCAGGAGGAAGGGGAUCAGGAGAUGCCUACCGCUCCAAUAGGCAAUGAUGAGGAGGAACAUAAGAGCCAAACGUCAGGAAGGGAGACAGAUGAAUUGAGUCCCGGGGAGGAGUAUGAUACCAAGAAAGUUUACGUCGGGGGAAUGCCCUACUAUGUAUCGGAGGAGGACAUUGUGGAGUACUUCGCGGAAUGUGGUAAAAUGAAGGAGUUGGACUGUGUAUUGUUCCCAGACACGGGCAAAUUUCGUGGCCUCGCUUUCAUCACAUUUGAGACCGAGGAAGGCGCCAACAAGUGCCUCGAAUGGGAUGGAGCUGACAUGGGUGGCCGUUUUCUGAAAAUUACGAGAGCGAAGGCGCCCAAGGUCAAGAAGAGUGCCGAGCUCGGUGAAGUCAAAAAGCAUGAAGGCUGCUUAUCUGUGUAUAUCGGUAAUCUCUCCUGGGACAUUACCGAAGAUGCCAUCAAAAACUUUCUGAAGAAACACUUCAAGCCCAGUAACAUCGAAGCUAUACGGCUCGCCUUCGAUAAAGAAACCGGAGAGUUUAAAGGGUUUGGUCACAUAGAUUUCGGAGAUGAUGAUUCUUUAGAAGCCGCUGUGAGGUUAAAUCAAUCACCCUUGUUGGGGAGGCCUGUGAAAAUUGCAUACUCUGUGCCCAAAAGGAACACUCCUUCCAAUAACUUCAAUAAUGGAGAAGACACCAGCGCGAAGUCACGCACCGGCUGUCACAACUGUGGUGAGGAGGGCCACAAGGCAUUUUUAUGUCCCUCCAAAGCAGGCAGGGGAGGAGGGGGUCGAGGGGGACGAGGAGGCGGCAGGGGUAGGAGGUAGGAUCAAGUAGUGUGGAAAGUCGCCAUUCGUUACAUAUUGAUGAUUGAUAUUGCUUAGGAAAUGGCUGCACGUAAGGUAUAGUGCUCACAAGAAUGCUUUCCUUUCUCUAAGAGGGAGGAAGCUUCAAAUCCAUCAGAUAAGUUACGGUCUUGUACAUUAUAACAUCUUGACAAAUUGAAAUGAGUCGUUUUAUUGGUUAACCGAAAGGAGUUGGUAGGUCUAGUUUGAGAGGAGUAAAGUGAAAGUACGAAUGUCUCGUUUCUGACAGUAGCAAAAACCCAGUGUGAAGUCGGCACUCAUACGCUAGAGAACCCAAACGUGACGUACGUCAAAGCGUCCAUGGACAGAAGAAAUGAUGAGACGGUCGUGAGCAAGCGGGAAAGAAAGGAUAGACUAGUCUGUGAACGAUAAUUUUUGAGUAUAAUCACGUCUUGGCGACGGGCACAACCGGGGAGUUGAGAUGACUGAUGAACACUGACGGUUCUUCACAACGAUAGAUAAUUGUAUUGGGUUUACAGAUACAAUUUGUACACCCUGAUAAGAUCGACUCAGGUGGAACGGCCACGGUCUGUUUACGUUCCAGGUUCGAAGAUAGCGAGUCUCGUAGAGAGAUGUUCAUGAAAUGCAGGACACGAAAAUUGUUUAUCACUGUCGAACAAUGAUCUGAACAAUUCCUGUCACAGACCUGGCAAUCCUCGCAACCUUGUCACGUGUACUACUCGGUGAGUUAUAGAGAAUUUAGGUUAAAAGUACGUGUU